AUGCUUUUUUCCUAUCUUCGUGCCAUCGAGACUGUCUCGCGAGGCAGCCUCGCCGGCGCCAUCAAAAGUGAUGGUGCUACGCCAGAGGCGAAUCAACUCCAAGAUCACGUGAUCCCACCCCUUUCCAUAAUCACCUGCUACUUCGCUCCGAAAUGCUCACUCCCUUUGUGCAUGAACACGACCGUUGGUGUGUGGAUCUGUGCCGAACAAAAGGCAGAUACAGCAGUCCCAUGCAGUGACGCCUGCUGGAGGCGUCUGGGCUGCACCUUGUCCACACUGGCACCCAACACGGCAGCCUCUCGUUUCACCAGCGUUUGA
Messenger RNA from Mesocestoides corti, 318 nucleotides. Lineage: Eukaryota; Metazoa; Platyhelminthes; Cestoda; Cyclophyllidea; Mesocestoididae. The record is from the annotation of a GenBank genome assembly.